This is a messenger RNA of Phlebotomus papatasi, 2287 nucleotides long. RefSeq names its product serine protease gd-like. NCBI's taxonomy places the organism in Eukaryota, Metazoa, Arthropoda, Insecta, Diptera, Psychodidae. The transcript has 4 exons. Gene Ontology annotation, biological process: proteolysis. Gene Ontology annotation, molecular function: serine-type endopeptidase activity. The record is from RefSeq and is a predicted model, not a curated record. Bases 551 to 2179 code for a protein of 542 amino acids.
GCAAGAUUCAAAAGUACUUCUUCACUAAACUUUGCCCAAUUCGUCUCUGCAUGUUAAAAUGCCCCACCACUUUGCGAAGAUGCUUCUUUUGCAUUCCGGAAACUUGUCUUGCCUGGUCACAGAUCACCACGACUGCGUCACACGCAAGUAUGAGCUUCUGGCUCUCCCACCCUAAAAAGCUUCACCACGCAUUCGUAUAUGUAUUUGAGCUUUCAUAUGGGAUUUGGUGGAAUUUGUGGUUUCCCGUGAAAAAGGAGAAAAUGAGAGAGAUACCAACAUGCUCCCACAGACACUGCUUCCUUCCCAAAAUACCCAUUUAGUCUGCUCAAGUCGCUCCGGCCGUGAGCAUGUUUUUCUAAAGUAUUUCUCCAUCGUGCUGUGGUCUCAAGUGGAUAACAGGUUUUUCCUCUUGUAACUCAAGUGUUGUGUAUUCCCCCACAAAGAAGUGGAAGAAUAGCUACAUUUUGGACAGAGAAACAAAUUCCGCAUUUUUAACACACACAACAUCUGCCCAAAUAUUUAGCUAUCAAAUUCGCACUGGAAUAUCGCUAUGAAUUCACUAUGGUACUUUGCUAUCUUCUUGUCUGUCGUCAUAUCAAGUUCAUAUGGCCAGGAAGUACCAAACACACCAUGUCCCUCCACAUUUCGCUAUCAAUUCGACAAUGGAGCUGGUGAAUGGAUAGGUCUUGGGAGGAUAGCUAAAGCUCCCAUUGGCGAGGACAUCAUCCUCUACGUCACACUAUCCGUGGGAACUCAGCUGGCAUCUUCGUAUGUGGGUGAGGUGAAGAUCCUGGGUCAACCCAGUGAGAUUGCCAAUCGGAUUUACAGUGGUCAGCCACUGAACUUCGAAGUGCGCUUUCCCAUUCAAAAUCCCCUGCCCGAAGUGUCGACGAUCACGGUGAAUGACAAUGUGAUUUGUCGGGCGGAAUACACCACACAGUACGAGUACACCACAAAAAUUCGCCUGCAGUACACAUUUAAACCCCAGGGAGGAUCACCUGUACAUCUAAGUCAGAAUCACAAUCACCAAAACUACAAUCAAAAUCAACCGACAUUCAAUCAGAAUCAAGGGGGAUCCUCACUAAAUGUUGGAAUACCCCAAGCGAAUGAUUUUGGUUUCCAGGGUCAGCUUUCCUUCCCUGACAUAUCACUGGGUUCAUUCCUGGGUGGCGAUGAUACGGCGCAAUUUUCCUCCCCGAACAUCGAUCACCAGCACCAGCCACAGCAUCAACAGCAACCGCAGCGUCAGCCACAGCCGCAACAGAUACCCACACAGAUACAACCCACCCGUCCUCAGCAGAUUGAUUCACAUAUUCAGCCGCGACCACGACCUCCAAGUGUACCAUCAUCCAUUGAUAGCAAAGACAGCAGCUCAUCAGUGACAUGCGGGAAACCCGAUCCACUGGCCGCUUUCACACCACUCAUAGUGGGUGGUACGUCUCUUCAGCGUGGCACUUGGCCAUGGCUUGUGGCUGUACAUGUAUACAAGGAGCACACCCUUGCCUUCCAAUGUGGUGCAACCCUGGUAUCACAGAAAAUUGUCCUAGGAGCUGCACACUGUUUCACCGAUCGCCAGGGCCAGAAGCUAAAAACUGAGAAUGUUGUCCUCAUUCUCGGACAAUACAAUCUCAAGAGACCCCAGGAAGAAGGUUCCCAAAUUGUCUAUCCGGAGAGUAUCAACAAUCACCCAGAGUACAUGAGUGCCCAUAAGAUCGAUUCGGAUAUUACGGUGGUGGUGAUAUCGCGGCCAGUGGAAUUUACGCAGUUCAUAAGGCCAGCUUGCCUAUGGAGUGGUCCCGUCACGCAAGACCUCAUAGUUGGACGGACAGGAGUUGUUGUUGGCUGGGGACGUGAUGAAUACGGGAAUGUGAAUACGCCUGAACCGAAAAAGGCUGAGGUUCCCGUUGUCUCAGACGCCACAUGUCUCCGGUCCAAUGAGGCCUUUUCGAAGAUCACCACAGAUCGCACUUUCUGUGGCGGAUGGCGGAAUGGGUCAGAGGGACCGUGCAAUGGGGAUUCCGGUGGUGGCUUGAUUUUCGACAUAAACGGUCGCUGGACGAUCCGUGGGAUUGUAUCUGCCUCCCUAUCGGACAUGCUUACUAGUUCAUGCAAUCUCAAAGAGUACGUCGUCUUCACGGAUGUAGCAAAGUACAUGGACUGGAUUAGAACGUUUAUCUAAUAAUCCUGGAUUCUCACAGAGAAUCAGAGGAUUUGCCAACACCAUCCUAAAGUCACAUCGAUAAUUACAAGGACGCAAAUUAUAGACGGAAUAAAAUUUAAUUAAGUA